UCCACCCCCCGCAUCGACCUGGAAUGCCGCCGUCGCUGCCACGGUUGUUUUGAUGUCGGCCGCCGCUAUUGCGCAUGAAAAAAAAUCGCGUUGCCCUUGGCAGUAGCCUAUUUAUCGAGAGGAGCGCGCGACCGUGCCACGAGCUGUGUGCCGAUAAGGGGCGAAUUUCGGCCAGCCGCCCACUUGCGAGGCUCACCGUCACCCGCUAUUCCCGUCUAUCCAUCCAUCCAUCCAUCCAUCCAUCCAUCCAUCCGUCCGUCCGUCCGUCCGUCCAUCCAUCCAUCCAUCCAUCCGUUCGUCCGUCCGUCGUGUCUGUCUGUACAGAUAUACGUCGGUCGUGUUUCCUCGCCACGCUGUAACACGUUUUCCACGAAAGAGACUCGAGACGUGCGGCGUUUGCUCGCGAUUAGAGAGAGAGAGAGAGAGAGAGAACCUGUCUUGUUGUGAGUGUCUCUUUCCUCCCCUCUGCCGCCACGUCGCUCUUCUCUCUCUCUCUCUCUCUCUCUCUCUCUCUCUCUCUCUCGCACUCCCUGCGUCGUGAAUCGUAUUGCGUAUCACGCUCUCCGUCUGUCUGUCUGUCUGUCUGGCUGGCUGACCGACCGUCCGUCUUUCUAUCUCUGUUCCUCUGCGCGUGCGCUCGCGCGCACGUAUGAGUGUAAUGUGCGGUGAGCGCGCGCGUGAGUGAGUUAGUGUCGGUGUUUAUUCUCGCACGCGUAUGAGAACACGCGCGCGCACUCGUGUGUAUACACGUCACCGUCGUGGAGCACGCAGUAAAUUGUGUUAUUCGGAGAGAUAAACAGGUGCAGGAGGAGGGCUCGCUCGGUUGUUCGCUCGCUCGCUCACAAAACGGCCGCACCUCGUGGCAUACGCGCUGUGUGACGGCUCGUCGUGUGGCUCACGGCAGUCCGGCGUCUACACUGUCCUCCCCCGAUCGCGGACGCGCGUCACGAAUUACUUGCUCGCGCGAGGAAUGCGCGAGCGGCGGUGGCAUGGCACGUCCGAGCCACCGUUGAGGAACCUCGGCGCGCCCGAGAUGCGGCCUGAGCCGCCUGAGAUUGGUGGCGGGCGAAAUUAGACGAAACCGCGUGACAGGUGGAUUCGAGGCGUGCCGAGACGUGGAGAGAAAGAGAGAAGGAGAGUGAGAAAGGAAGAGAAAGAGACGAGAGACGGUGGACGGAGUGUGAAGGAGGGAGCGUAGCGAGAGUGAGAGAGUGGCCGUCGCAAUAUCUCGGAGUCCGCGGGAUCUUCCCUACUUGGUUCCCGACGCCGUGAACGUGCGAGCGAGAGAGGACCGAGGGUGAUUGUGAAGAUUGUGAUCAUUUCGUUGCCGCAGUCAUCGUCAUCGUCAUCGUCGUCUCGUGGCUGGCCAUAGCUCGCCAUUGUUAUUGUUGUCGUUCCUCCUAACCUACGAGAAGGUGGACGUCCGCGACUGCCAUCGUGAGAGGAAGAGAGAGGGACGCGACGCGACACGACGCAGCAGCAGCAGCACGUCCUCGGACCUCGGGGAACGUUGCGACGAGGGCAUCGCACAUCGCACAUGUAAUCUGGCUGUUGCUCGCACGCAUCGCCGUGUAUAUUUACGUCCCGAAACGUGCUCAGUGCGAAGGCGCGCGCGCCUCACGAGAGCCGCUCCCGAUAUCGUUUCCGUCGUGACUGUCAAUGUGCGACGGACCUGAGCGACGCGCGAUAACAGCGAGUCGACAACGAAGACGGCACGUUUUUCCUCAACAACGGAGGGAAGCAUCGUGGCGCUGGAAGGCGCAGUUCGCUGACACGUUGACGGUCGUUGUUGUUAUGCCCGCGAAAGUGCGCGGAUCACGCUCCACCAAGGCGAUUGAGCGGCGACGUUAAUCGUGUUGCAGGAGCGACAGAGACGGAGAGAUAUCUAUUAUUUAUUAAAAGAUUGAUCGAUCGAUUGAACUUUUAUCGUCGGUUUAGGAACAUGUCCUCUAAGAACAUUCGAGAUAAACAAAAAUAUCAAAAGUAAAAAAUUUUAUAACAUUGAAAAGUAAGAAUCGACAAGGAAAGUAUAGUGAAACUCAAAAAUAAUACGAAGAUACACAAAAAAUUAAAGAGAAUUAAGUACAAAAAAUUAGAAAAGAAAUCGGUAUAAAACGCAGAAUACAACAAAUAUAAAUAAGACGAAAAAGAGAAAGAGGACAUUUGAUGCGAGUGUGGAAAUUGUCGUCGUUUCUCGAGCACAAUGAAAUGAACUUUUGCGCCGUUGUGCGUGACGCAGUCUUUCGGUGAGGACGAGGCGCACCGCACGCACGUGUGACGACGUGCUCUCGGCACGUUCCGCGAAACGCGCCGCGCACGCCGCGGACUCGCAUGCUCGAGGAGAAAGGAACAGGCAGCGGGAAGUGGGAAGCGAGCAGGGACGAUAGUAGCCGGGAUAUCAUGUGAAUGAUACGUAGAACGCGAAGGGCCGAAACGCUUGUAUCCGCGUACUCGAGGGAUUCGUUGGUAAUCACUAAUCGUGCGACAACGACGAAGACGACGACGACGACGACGACAACGACAACGACAACGACAACGACGACGACGAUCUUUUCGAUCGUCAUCCCGACGAUGUCUUCGGGCAGGGGCCCGGCAUCGCCCUCGGGCGGGCCCGUGAUCCGCUCUGGCCAUCUGAAGAAGCUCAAGACGAUGAAGAAGAAGUACUUUGUGCUGCGCGGCGAAGGACCCGGUUGCCUCGCCUGCCUCGAGUAUUACGACAGCAAAAAGAAAUUCGAGAACAGGCAGCCGCCGAAGCGCAGCAUACUGCUGCACAGCUGCUUCAACAUCAAUAAGCGCGGCGACACCAAGCACAAGCACGUGAUCGCGCUCUACACCAAGGAUGAGUGCUUCUGCCUGAUCCUCGACAGCGAGAAGGAGCUGGACGAGUGGCUCAAGGCGAUGCUUAGGCUACAGAGCGGGGACGUGCCCGACGGGGAACAGCCGCGGCCUACAUUCGAACACGUGUGGCAAGUUACAAUGCAAAAAAGAGGUCUCGGUGCACGAAAGAACAUUCAUGGACCCUACAGAUUAUGCCUCACCGAUCAAACUUUAAGUUUAGUGAAAAUUGGGGCACAGGAUAACUCUGAUUCUAUCGAGAUUUCUCUAAAUUAUAUUAGACGAUGUGGAUUUGCGAAUGAUAUAUUCUACAUAGAGGUUGGCCGAUCCGCCGUAACCGGAGAUGGCGAAUUUUGGAUGGCAGUCGAAGAUAACAAUAUCGCGCUCAAUAUGUACGAUGUUAUAACGACUGCGAUGAGGAAUUCGAAAAGUAACAAAGACGAAGUUGGACCUCGCCAGAGAACGCGUAGUUCCUCCGCCAACGAAGCCAGUAAACCUAUAUCCGUUCUUCAAAGACGGCAUACAGGUCAAAAGCUUCAUGGCUUUUCGCCCCUAGAGGAACAGAAGACAUACAAGGAGCAAGUGGAACCAUUGCAAGAGCAGACUGCUACUUCCUCUGUUCUCACACAGUGUAGUCAAUCUCGGAAUACCUCCUCCACCAAUACAGUCACGGCCGUUGCUGGUACCGGGGCUUGGACUACUGGGAUUGCCACGACUAAUGCCAACAGUGCCGGUACCGCUAGACGUCGUCAUUCGGUAGCGAGUCAUCCUCAUUCCGUCAAUAAUUCCCAAUCCGUUCACAAUGUCACAACAGCAACAAAUGCAACUAUGACUACUACUACUGUCACUACCACUACCAUCACUGCAACCACCACUACCAUCACCACCACCAUUACUGCGACCGUCACCGCGACGAUCACUACAACCACAACCGCGACAAUAUCCCAUCAGAGAACCUUGUCGCUGCCCUUAGCUGCCGUUAUUAUCAAUCAAACGCAACCAUCUAAAAGAUCCGUUUUACGGUGUGCUACCGGGCGCGAUCGAUGCGACAGUUUGCCAUCGAGAGCUCGUACUACCAGUGAGGGACAACCAACUACAGUUGUGUUAAGCCAUCCUAGAGGAGCCCAUAUUAUGUCGCACGUACCGCGACCGCAUUCCAUGUGUGGCCGAGGCCUCUCAUAUUCUCCACCAAUCGCGUCGAUGCCUAUUAGUCCAUCUUCCGAUAUCUGUUCGUCGGAUUCGGCCGGAUCGUCACCUUCGAUGGAUGAUUGUGGUGAGAAUAUUUUGGAAGAAAGCACUGUCUCGAGGUACGGGCAUUCCUUGACACCUGACGAGCCUGUAAUCUUAGACAAGAAAGGUGACGACUAUGCCCUGUGGUCAACGUCGCAUCCACAUUUGAAAUACUCGCCAAACUUUAAAUCUCAUUCGCCCUCUCAGAGUUCCUACCAGAGUGAAAUGUACAGUCCCUGUGGGUCGAGUCCGGGUCGUGGAGGCGUAUACAUGCCCAUGAGCCCGGCGACAACGGCUCAUUCGCAUUCCCGUGGAUCAUCCCUUGUGGAGGAAAGCAAUGUGGAUGGCUACGUACCGAUGGCACCAGUUGGAGAUGACGGUUAUGUCGAUAUGGAUCCUGUAAAUAGUCAUAACGGUCACUUUUCGGACGAUAUGUCGCAGAACGAUGGCAGUAGCUGUUCUGUUACGUCUGGCACGCCUAGUACGGAUCUGCGGUUUUCUGAGUAUCAUUUGGACAAGGUAACCAGCUUUUUAACACCUGGGGAAGAUCUGCAAGCCAGACAAACCAGAGCUUACUCCGUUGGAUCGAGACCGGAACAAGCCAAUAGGCAUCGUAAAAAUAGAUUGGACAUUACUCCGCAAGACGCCAACAGAGUACGAGCAUUUUCCGUAGGUAGUCGAUCUAAGAGGCCUGAGAUCGGAAGGCUAGCCAAUGUAAUUACUGCGCCAUUACCAGCUGGUUCGGAAACCACAAAUUCGAAGUCAAGUUCCGCGCCGUUGCUGUCGAGCUCUUGGGGACACAAUUCGGGUUGCUCCGGAGCGUCCGAUCGUAUGGAGGAUCUCAUGGAGUUGGAUUUCACGAGACCCAGUGUUCCAACCGCUCUCUCUUCGCCUCCGACAUCAUGUUCCCAACCUCAGUCGCAACCGCAACUGUACUCUACUUAUUCUACUGCCACCGACACUAGUUCCUAUGUCGACAUGUCGCCCGGACAAGCUCCCAUAUCGACUACUGCCCCAUACGUCGAUAUGAGUGGCAUAAAUAAGAUCAAUCGCAAUAACAAUAAUAAUACAAUCACUGCCAACCAUAAUCAUAGCCACAUGCAUAUAUCAUCGCUAACUUUCGCUCAUAAACCUGUAAUUACAACUUUAAAGCCGGUAGAAGAAGCUGAGGGACCUUAUAUGAAAAUGGAUGGUACCAUAGAGAUAGAUUGGACGCAUUCGGAAGCGAGUCCGAAACAAUUGUCAUCGCCUAUUCAAGAGGAUACCUAUCAAACAAAUGGGCCACCAGGCAGCACAAGAACAGCACCUGUAGAUCUUCCGCAACCAAGGCGUCCUCCGGAGGGCUACGUCGAGAUGUCUUUUAAAGCGCGGCCGAGUUUGGAACAAGAUUACAUAAAUAUGAGUAUGGGUGGGAACAAUCGAAACAAUCGUAAAACACGAACGGGCAAUCGCAAGGAAAAAUCGCGAUCGCAACCAAUCGCGAUUCAGGCAGGCAGCAAGCCAUCUAAAACUCCAAAUUUUCUACCUUUGAAUGGAAGUCCGACAUCCGAGAGUCUAGCGAGCACUCCCGCCUCUCCGCCGCGAGCAACACCAACGGGUUCAUCGGCCACGAUUUUCCCCUUUUCUCUGAACAGUCCUCAGUCACCUGUAAAACCUUUCACGAAAAAAAACGAUGAGUUCUCCACGACAGAAGGAGAAGGUUUUUCUAACCAAAAUAAAAAUAAUGAAUAUGCAGUGAUGGAACCCGCAAAUACGGUUUAUACACCGUGUUCUACCCCGUUGACGGAAACGAUAUCCUUGUCGAACGCAAAUAGCGAGAAGCCACCUAGUCCUGUAGAGAAAAAUGUUCGAAUUAUAUUAAAGUCUUCGUCAUCGCAAGAACACGGUAAGCCCAUUAACGUAAUAACGAAAAAACUGUCGGAUCUAACGGUGUCGAAACCGCGUCUCGUCACGGCCUCACCGAACACCAGUCCUACCCUGACGGGUUUCAAGCCGUCAACCGUGCAACAGCCGAAGCCAUCCUCGCCAAAAUUCAUCGACGAGACUCCCACGCCUACGCCCACAUCUACACCCACGCCCACGCCAAGUCCGUUGGACAGCGAGGGCUACGAGAAGCUUCAACCAGGCGCGACAAUACUGCAUUACGCUAGUCUCGAUCUGCCGGAGGUCGAUAAUCCAGCGCCCGUGUCGCCGGCGUCCACGCAGGAGAAUUUCACCUACGCCGAGAUCGACUUCGCGAAACUCAAGCAGACCUAAAAUAUGCGCUAUCCAGAAUGCGCAUAUUUUGCUGCCCCCGUGUCGCGUACAAGGCUGUGCGUGACGUGGGGUGGUUUGGCUGACGCCUCUUGUGUUCCCCACGAUAGCAACGAGUAGGCAGGGUAUAAUCGAUCGUUCUGACAUUGGCUCUGCUGGUCUAACGAACAAGACGCCGGGUAGGAACUGUAUAUAUAAUUCAUUUCUUUUUCUCUCCAGCCUAAUGGCAUUAUACCGCUCGCCGAUCUUUCUUAUGUAAUAGAUUGGCAGCCUAUUUUACAUUGUUUGAGAAAUAAGCAUCGUUGGUACCUAUAGUUCUGGUUGUACUGCAUUAAUAUCGUAUUUUAUCGGAAUGAUGUGAAAUUUUUUAAUAUAAGUGAAAUACACUUUUCUCGCUGAUUCCGAAGAGAGUCCUCAAAUCUGUCCACAUGUAUGCUAUUUCUAAUAUUAAACGAUCGAUAAUUUAACGGAAAAGAGCAAAUUACGAAAACGUUAACUUUUAUUUUUAGUUAAAAUAUUAUAUUUGUAUAAUUGGGUU
Atta colombica is the source of this 6856-nucleotide messenger RNA. It is a transcript of the gene chico, whose product is annotated as insulin receptor substrate 1. NCBI's taxonomy places the organism in Eukaryota, Metazoa, Arthropoda, Insecta, Hymenoptera, Formicidae. Gene Ontology annotation, cellular component: plasma membrane; cytosol. Bases 2407 to 6321 code for a protein of 1304 amino acids. The transcript is spliced from 10 exons. The record is from RefSeq and is a predicted model, not a curated record. Gene Ontology annotation, biological process: insulin receptor signaling pathway. Gene Ontology annotation, molecular function: insulin receptor binding; phosphatidylinositol 3-kinase binding.